Tilletiaria anomala UBC 951 is the source of this 2369-nucleotide messenger RNA. RefSeq lists its product as uncharacterized. NCBI's taxonomy places the organism in Eukaryota, Fungi, Basidiomycota, Exobasidiomycetes, Georgefischeriales, Tilletiariaceae. Gene Ontology annotation, molecular function: poly(A) binding. Gene Ontology annotation, cellular component: nucleus; cytoplasm. The record is from RefSeq and is a predicted model, not a curated record. Gene Ontology annotation, biological process: regulation of mRNA stability. The transcript is spliced from 3 exons. Bases 160 to 2160 code for a protein of 666 amino acids.
GAGGUAAAUCGCACGACACUUGGUGUUCGGUCGACCUACCUGCGGUGUCUGCUUCAAAGGGCGCAGAUUGGCAAGACCUUCUACACUGCGAAGCAGCACAAACGCCUGCACGAGAAAAAGCGAGGCCGGCGUGAGCACCCUCAGAAACCGCUUGCCACCAUGUCUUUUCUUCCGCUCGAAUUGGACGUCAAGGCGGCAACGACGGCAACCUUGCAAGCAUCCGUUCAAGCCAAACUCGGGAAGCUCGGGUACGCCUCGGCAGAUGAUGCGGUGAUGGCGGAGUACAUCGUCGUCAUGUUGGCCAAUCGCAAAGGCCCCGAGCAGGUGUCGGACGAGAUGAAAGACCUCAUCGGCGAGGACUACGACCCGGUUUUCGUCAACUGGCUUUGGGAUGAAGCACAUCACGUUCUGGGCGGAGGAGAGCCGCAGAAUAUUCGUAGCGAGCCAUCAUGUGGGCGCCGACGCUCAAGAACGAGGUCGCCCGUGCCGCAGCGAGAAACCUACUGUCGAGUCGAUCGUGGCUACGAAGGAAGAAGUGGGCAGCCUGAAGAGGACAUAGAAAUACCAAGAAGAAGUUUGUCGCCCGCGAAUCCCUCGCGAAGAUACGACAUGCGAUCGGAUGGACGGACCGCACCACCUCCCCAACGCGAGCUCUUCUCAGCAGCCAUGUCGCAAGUUUCUCGGCAGUUGGAGGAUCCUCGAUUUGGCAGAGGCUCUGGACGCCAGCCUCGAGAGGGUGGCUCAGAUUUGCUGCUCCGCGGCGUAUCAACUCGGCAAGGGCUUGCGAUGGAUGAUCCAGCUUUCUCAUCAGUGUCUCUUGCUCGUUCAGACUUCAGUCAUGUCCAGCACACCGAGCCAUUCCAACCGCAUUCUGAUCAGCACAGAUGGGGAGCUGGUGAAGGGAGAGUACAGCGAUCGCCACCAAGAGAGCUGUUUGGCGGGCCAAGCGGACGCGAGCCUCCGCUUGGGCCAAAGUCAAUGCGGCUCGGUGAAGCUGGGCCAAGUCUAGCGAAUCAACAUCUUCGACAGGCGGCGAAAGAGUCCAUCUUCUCCCGUCUACGCGUACCAGACCCGCGCGCUGCCGAAUUUGUUCCCAGCAGCAAUGGGCAUGCAGGCGACAGCCGACCGGCUCCGGCACAACCAUCUCUUUUGUUUCGUCUGGAUCCACGCGUACCGGACAAUGCUCAACUACCCCCAGUAGUGGCGAUACCUUCGAGCAUGGCUCACAACCUCGAUCCUUCUCGGUUCCCUCGCCAACCUUCCGACAAGGGAGCUUGCCGCUAUCUGCUUAAAUGCACGAAUCCGAUGUGUCAAUACUCUCACCCUACACCAUGCCUUGCCAACACGCCACACGAGGAGGAGGCGUUAAUGCUCAGUGAGCAGCCGUGUCGGUAUGGAUCCAGCUGCUCGAACAAAGAGUGCACUCGCAGCCACGUCAGCCCAGCCGUUUCCGUCAUAUCGACCAAGAUCAUAACGCAGCCACACUUGCAGGAACAGCAACAGCAAAUGAUGAUGAUGAUGCUGUGGCAACAGGCACAGCAUCAACAACAAGAACAACAUGCGCAGCAGCAGCCGCCCUUCGGCGAUGAUAAUGCGGGCAGGCCUCCUCGCUGCAAAUAUCAGCAGGAAUGCACCAAUCCGCAAUGCGCCUAUUCACACUACGACGCGGAAGGCAAAAUCGCGCCGAGUCCUGCGCUCUUGCGUCUCUCGCAGGGUGGAAGUAAACCCGGAGGAGCUACAGUGCAAGCGCAUGGAAACGAAAACAUCGACGCCUCGUCGCGUUCAAAAACGGAGAUGAUGGACGUCACACUCGACGGCAAACCUUCUGCUCUCGACCGACCACUCGGGGAUAAAACUGGCGGCAGGGACGGUGGUGCGCGCCCAUGCAAAUUUGGCUACUCAUGCACGCGCCCGGACUGCAUGUUCCUCCAUCCGACCGGGCGACGCAUCGAUGCCACGUCGGCUGUUGCUGAGCCAGGCAAGCCUCCGUGCAGAUUCGGUGCGGCGUGUUUCCGAGCCGACUGCCACUUCUCGCACCCGCCCGGCCGAAUGGUGCAGGGGCAGGCCUCGCAGACGGUCCACGUCAGCGAUCGCCUUGCGAAAUUCAACACUCAGGCGACCGUGGGGGAGGUGGAGCGGAUCAUCCCUGCGACGUCGUGAGGUUCGCUUUGGUAUUUCAGUUAGCCGCCCUUCAAAACGACGCGCACGAAUUGGCUCGAUUGUACCUUUAUUUUGCGUCGUCACAAACCAUGUGUCACGCAACUUCAGCCGACUGCCAGCCACUGGCCAUGAGGAUGCAUGCAGUGCUAUCAAAAAGUCCCUCAUCGUCCCGUUGACAGUUUGAAAUUUGAUACCUGACACAAACAUGC